AUGACGACCAAGGACGGAAAGCCCGAGGAGAAGGACUUCACCAUCAAGCCUUCUGCCGUCACGCCUGCCCUUGACACGAGCCAGUGGCCGCUCCUUCUCAAGAACUACGAGAAGCUUCUCGUUCGUACCGGCCACUUCACCCCGAUCCCCAAUGGCAGCUCGCCUCUGUCACGAGAUCUCAAGUCGUACAUCUCUUCUGGUGUGAUCAACCUCGACAAGCCCUCCAACCCUUCCAGUCACGAAGUCGUUGCUUGGGUCAAGCGGAUUCUCAGAUGCGAGAAGACUGGCCACAGCGGUACCCUCGACCCCAAGGUCACAGGAUGCCUGAUCGUUUGCGUUGACCGCGCCACCCGUCUCGUCAAGUCCCAGCAGGGCGCCGGAAAGGAAUAUGUUGCUGUCAUCCGCCUCCACGACAAGCUGCCCGGCGGUGCCGCGCAAUUCUCCCGUGCCCUCGAGACCCUCACCGGUGCGCUGUUCCAGCGCCCUCCCCUGAUCUCUGCCGUCAAGCGCCAGCUCCGUAUCCGUACCAUCCACGAGAGCAAGGUCAUCGAGUUCGACAACGACCGCCACCUCGGUGUCUUUUGGGUCAGCUGCGAGGCUGGUACCUACAUUCGUACUCUCUGCGUGCACAUGGGUCUGCUGCUCGGUGUCGGCGCCCACAUGCAGGAGCUGCGUCGUGUGCGCAGUGGUGCCAUGGACGAGACCAAGGAUCUGGUCACCCUCCACGACGUCCUCGACGCUCAGUGGAUGUACGACAACACCCGUGACGAGUCGUACCUGCGCAAGGUCAUCGCCCCCCUCGAGACCCUGCUCACCGGCUACAAGCGCAUUGUCGUCAAGGACAGCACUGUCAACGCCAUUUGCUACGGUGCCAAGCUCAUGAUUCCUGGCCUCCUCCGUUACGAGGCUGGCAUUGAGACCCACGAGGAGGUUGUCCUGAUGACCACCAAGGGUGAGGCUAUUGCCAUCGGUAUUGCUCAAAUGUCUACCGUGGAGAUGUCCUCGUGCGACCACGGCGUUGUUGCCAAGGUCAAGCGUUGCAUCAUGGAGCGCGACCUGUACCCCCGGAGAUGGGGUCUGGGCCCUACCGCCACGGAGAAGAAGAAGCUCAAGGCCGCCGGCAAGCUCGACAAGUUCGGCCGCCCCAACGAGCAAACCCCCGCUAAGUGGACUACCGAGUACAAGGACCUGCACGCGCCUGCUGGCGAUGCUGCGACACCUGCCGCCGCUCCUGCUGCUGAUGUCUCUAUGACUGAGGCUCCUACACCGUCCAAGCCUGUCGUCGCCGAGGCCGAGACGCCAGCUGGCGAUGACGACAAGAAGAAGCGCAAGAAGCACGACGGCGAGACCGCCGAGGAGAAGGCCGAGCGCAAGCGGAGAAAGGCCGAGAAGAAGGCUGCCAAGGCCAAGCGCGCGUCGCUCGGCGGCGGCAAGUCUGAUGACGAGUCUGACUAG
Molecule: messenger RNA, 1455 nt
Organism: Microdochium trichocladiopsis
Lineage: Eukaryota; Fungi; Ascomycota; Sordariomycetes; Xylariales; Microdochiaceae
Product: centromere/microtubule-binding protein cbf5
Exons: 4
Coding region: 1-1455 (484 amino acids)
Biological process (GO): rRNA pseudouridine synthesis; snRNA pseudouridine synthesis; mRNA pseudouridine synthesis
Cellular component (GO): box H/ACA snoRNP complex
Molecular function (GO): RNA binding; pseudouridine synthase activity
Source: RefSeq, a predicted model, not a curated record